GUUUUUUUCAAAACAAAAACUCCUCAUAAAAAUUAUUAUUAAGUUUUCGCUAUGAAAGGCAAAACUCUUGGCUCUCAAUCACAGGGCUUGGUACUACCCUUGCUGAAUUAUUUUCAACAAGAAAAGGAUAAUGGAGGGCCUCUAUUACCAUUGUUAGCUGUCCAAGAGAGGGUGGCUCAGGCACUAAGUAUCAGUUUGUCCACUAUUACCAGAAUACAGCGCCGUUUAUCAUCUAAUGAGAAUGUCCUAAGAUCACCUGGAAAGAAGAGACCCAGUCUAAGACAACAGAUUUAUCUGAUGCAGUCAGGCAUAAUAUACGAGAUACAGUGUAUCAAAUGCAUAGUGAAAAGAAACAUGUCACAAUAGCAAAUUUGAAUAAAACGCUUAAAGAGAAAGAGCUUGCUUCUAUCAGCAAUAGCUCUUUACAAAGGGUGCUGCCCACCAUAGGCUUUAAAUAUAAAAAAGAUUAUUAUUAUUAUUAUGAUAAUUGAG
Molecule: messenger RNA, 492 nt
Organism: Acanthoscelides obtectus
Lineage: Eukaryota; Metazoa; Arthropoda; Insecta; Coleoptera; Chrysomelidae
Source: the annotation of a GenBank genome assembly